Messenger RNA from Macrobrachium nipponense, 4032 nucleotides. RefSeq names its product chromosome-associated kinesin KIF4A-like. Gene Ontology annotation, molecular function: microtubule binding; ATP binding; microtubule motor activity. The record is from RefSeq and is a predicted model, not a curated record. Lineage: Eukaryota; Metazoa; Arthropoda; Malacostraca; Decapoda; Palaemonidae. Gene Ontology annotation, biological process: mitotic spindle organization; microtubule-based movement; spindle elongation. Gene Ontology annotation, cellular component: microtubule associated complex.
GAGCAGCCAAUCAACGACGAGUUACAACUUCAGCCACUGGCUCCCUAGUCCUCAGGUCCAGGCAGCCAAAUUUGAAAACAUUGAGAGACGGCGGAAUAUUCAAUAUUUGGUACUGCUGUGUAUAAUGGCAAAUGAACAUAGCAAUAAAGUGAUCCCCGUACGGGUAGCAGUCAGAAUACGGCCUUUAGUCCCAAAGGAAGUAAGAGAGGGCUGUCAGGAAUGUAUAGAUGUCAUUGAUGGAUCUUCUCAGAUAGUAAUUAAUGGAACUGAUAAGGCAUUUACUUUUGAUUUUGCCUUUCCAUCAAAUACCAGCCAGAGCUAUGUGUAUGAUUCAUCUGUCAAGAAUGUUGUGAAGAAUUUGUUUAAAGGCUAUAAUGUUACUGUUUUGGCUUAUGGCCAAACUGGGUCUGGUAAGACACACAGUAUGGGAACAGCCCACAUGCAAGGAGAUGAUAUUGAAGAAGAAACAGGGAUCAUACCAAGAGCAAUAAGAGAUAUUUUUGAAGGCAUAGCAGACAAGACUGAUUGUGAUUUCAUGGUUAAAGUGUCCUUUUUAGAGCUAUAUAAAGAAACAUUGUUUGAUCUUCUAAGUAAUAAGAACAAAGAUGAAUGUGCUGUGGACAUCAGGGAAGAUUGCAGAGGUGGAAUCAAGAUUGUAGGACUUACUGAAAUUCCUGUCACAUCCCUCUCAGAAACCAUGAAAUGCUUAGAACAGGGUGCACUAAACAGAGCAACAGGAGCAACCGCCAUGAAUGCAAGAUCCAGUCGUUCCCAUGCCAUCUUUUCAUUACAUGUUGAACAGAGAAACAAGAAUGAGGGGGACAAUAUUGUUUGUGCUAAAUUUCAUCUGGUGGAUUUGGCUGGUAGUGAACGCGCAAAAAAGACUGGUGCAACUGGAGAACGUUUUAAAGAGGGCGUUGAUAUAAACAGAGGCUUGCUUGCCCUAGGAAAUGUGAUAUCAGCUCUCUGUGAAGAUCAGAAUCGUGGCCACAUCCCGUAUAGAAAUUCCAAGCUUACCAGACUACUACAAGAUUCCUUGGGUGGUAACUCUCAUACUGUGAUGCUUGCGUGUGUUUCCCCUGCAGACAGUAACCUAGAAGAAACACUAAGCACUCUAAGAUAUGCAGACGUACUCGUAAAAAUUAAAAACAAGCCCAUUGUUAAUAGAGAUCCCCAUGUAGCUGAGUUAGCAAAACUGAGACAACAGGUCCAGCAACUGCAGGUUCAACUUCUUGCAUCUGGCAGUGUCAAUAGUGGACUUUCACAAGCCACAAAUGAUGAGGUAAAUUCCUUGUUGUCACAAUUAAAGCUUUAUCAAGAUGAAAAUGAAAAGUUGAAUAGAGCUCUUCAAACAGCAUUGGAUGAAAAUACAAAUAUGGCUGAAAAGGCUUUGUUAGCGGAAAUGGCACGUGAUCGUUUGAAAACCAGGCUUGAAGAGCUCCGAUGUCAGACUGGCAAUACUGUGGAAGUUCUGAACAAGACGUUAGAUGUUACAUUAAAUCCACAGCUUGGCGAGCAAAUUGAUUUGAUUAAGGAGAUACAAAAUAAGAUAAUUGACCUACAGGGCGAACAACGAAAAAAUGAGACUAUGAUGAUGGAACACGAAUUGUCACGCCACAGUAUUACUACAAAGUCCAUGAAUGGUAUCAAAACUGAAGAUCUUGGCGAAGGCCAAAAGGAUGCCGAUUCUAGAGACCCAGAUAGUGGCUUAGAGGAUUCUCCAUCGAAGCAGUUUGGAACAGCUUACACGUUGCGCCAGGCGAAACUGAAUGAGGAAUUACAGGAUCUAAAUAAAGCUCUUGCUCUGAAAGAGGAACUGAUGAGCAAGAUGAGUAACAAUGACACGCAGUUUGUUGCCAUGAAGAUCCAGUAUGAAAAAGAAAAGCAAGAUCUUGAAAAACAUGUAGAUAUUUUAUCCAAAGAAAGAGAUGAGCUUAUGCAGCAACUUAAGGUGGCAUCUAUAAACAAAAGUCAGGGUAAAUUGCAGAAACAGCGUCGAAAGAGAGUGCAAGAAUUAGAGGGUCAGAUUUUGGGUUUAAAAAAGAAGCAAAAGGAGCAAGAUAAACUCCUACGCAUGAAAGAGCAGUCAGAGCAAAAAGUUGCAAAAUUAAACUCUGAAAUCCAGAAUAUGAAGGCAACUAGGGUAAAGCUGAUUCGCCAAAUGAAGGAAGACAAUGAGAAAUUCAGAUUGUGGAAGGCACAGAAAGAUAAAGAAGUUGCUCGUCUCAAGGAGCAAGAUAGGCGGAAGCAAUACCAGAUUCUCAAAAUGGAAAGAUUACAUUCAAAACAACAGAAUGUAUUGAAGCGGAAGAUGGAAGAAGCUUCUGCCAUUAAUAAAAGAUUAAAGGCUCUCCAGAAAGCAGGUUCGCUGAAAAAACGUGCAGCAAACAAAGAUGUUACUGGGCGCAUUAGGAGCUGGUUAGAAGGAGAGUUGGAGAUUGUGACAGUGAAGAAGCAGGCCAAGCAGUCUCUCAAAACUCUAGUUGAAGAUAGGAAAACCAUCUCUGAGCAAAUAAAUAAAAUUAAGCGCCAGUUGUCACUUGGAGGGUUGACAUCUGAAUUAACAGCUGAUCUUGAAAAAAAAAAGGAGGACCUGGAAGCUGAUCUUCAGUUAAGAACUGCUCAGAUAAGUGAUAUGCAGUCUAAAAUCGUGGAUGAUGAUGAAGAUGCAGUAGCAAAGAAAAGAUUUGACACAUUGCAAAGUAUGAGUGAGAGUAAAUGUGCAUUAGGAUAUUUGUUUGAAGUUGCAGUGAACAACCAGGUGAACUGUGCAGCCCGAGAAAUGGAUAUACAGGAUUUGCAGGCUGGUAAUGAAGACCUUUCAGCAACUGUGGAAGAUCUUGAAGCUGAAGUAAAAAGAAUCAAAGAAACCUAUCAAGCUGAAUUAACUCGUCUUAGUCAGGAACAUGAAGACAAAGUGCUCUUCCUCUUGAGACAGAUGCCAACAGCACAGGAUAAUAGUUCUGUAUCCAGUGAAGUAAAAGAUGACGCUUUGCUUGAGCGUUUGAAGUUCCAAGAAGCUGAAAUUACUCGUCUGUCGGCUAUUCAUGAGGAGCUUCAAUCCAAGACCCAGGAGUGUGAAGAACUUAAGAAAGAGUUAAUGGUAUCUGCAAUGACUCAUGGAAAAAAGGUUUCUCUUAUGCCGACCAUACAGGUGAAUGACAGGCGACGUACUUUUAUAAAACCCCCCAAACAGGAGUCGUCUGAGGUAGUUUAUGAAUCUUCGAGCCAAUCUGAGGAUGAAUGUGAUGAUGAUACAGACCCAGAUUGGCGGAAGACCCCUCUAUUUAAAAAGAUAAGGCAGAUUACAAGACGCAAUCGUCUUGGAAACAAUGAUGACAGUGACGAAGAACCUGUUAAAGUAAAACAAGCAUCAAAACGAGAUUCCAAUGGAGAACUUAAAUGUGGCUGUAAAGGUGAUUGUAGCACCAAACUCUGCAAAUGCCGCAAAAAUGAAAAUUCUUGCAGUGUAAAAUGCAGGUGCUCAGCGAUGAAAUGUAAAAACAAAACCACACCUGAUAAUAGUAUUUCUGAUUCCUCUGGUAAGCAUGACACCCUUUUAAAUUCAACUUUUGAGGUCAGAUCCUUGAAUGUCCUCCAGGAAAAUAACAUUAACAAGAGGCCAAGACUAAAUGAUACAGUUACAUUUGAAAAAGAACAUGGGGGAUUACUUGACGUAAAAACUGAAAUUGAUUUUGAAAAUUCCCCAACCUUGUUUUAAGUAAAGUAAUUUGAUUCAUAACGUCCAUGUUUUAAAUGUAUUAUUUUUAUUUCUAUUUUGACUAACAUUUUCAUGAUAACAAAUGUAAAUGUUUAUUUUAUAGUUAUUUAAUAGCAGUUGUACUAAAAUUUUAAAGUGAAAUAAGGAUGAUUCUUACCAUAUUGAUAGUUUUCAAUAUAGGUUGAGUCACGUCAAACUUGCACUAAGAGGAUUCUGCAAUCAUUUUUUGUUAAUACGUACUAGUCUUAAUUUAAUUAUUAAUAUUGCUCUUAGGUCAUAUGGAAAUCCGAUUUUGUCUUAAAAGUUUCUGU